Molecule: messenger RNA, 492 nt
Organism: Rotaria socialis
Lineage: Eukaryota; Metazoa; Rotifera; Eurotatoria; Philodinida; Philodinidae
Source: the annotation of a GenBank genome assembly
AUGAGCCGUAGUGGUCCACAAACACAGCCACUUAUUCUCUAUAAACCAUUUCAAUAUCCAACACCAAAUAAUCUACGUUUUAUUCAGCCGGCUACUGCUAUUCGACCGACAUUAUCUUCAAAUAAUAAUUUACCGAUCGUUCGACCACCACUUGUACAACGAUUUGUUCGACCUACAAUCAUUCGACCUCUACCACCAAGAUUAGUGACACAUGAAAAUUCAUUGAAUCGAGUAGAUCCAACUACAAUUGAAGCAAAACUACCCGCUAGAAUAUUUUCAAGUGAAUCAUCACUUUCAACACUAUCAACCAUUCCUUCUAAUCAUGAAGAAAUUCGACAGCAACAACGAAUAAGUUCUUCAAAAAUGAAUGAUUGUCUUAGUUCAAAUUGUAUACUAAAUACUCGAGCAAUUUAUAUAAUUAUUAUUCUUCUUUUUAUCUUUUUUCUCAUUGUCAUUCUUCUUCUUAUUGUCUUGAUUAUUGUUCAUCAUUAG